Molecule: messenger RNA, 907 nt
Organism: Drosophila rhopaloa
Lineage: Eukaryota; Metazoa; Arthropoda; Insecta; Diptera; Drosophilidae
Exons: 2
Coding region: 105-692 (195 amino acids)
Source: RefSeq, a predicted model, not a curated record
UAGCCUCAGGGCAGAGCAUUGUCAUCAGUUUCCGAGCUCAGCUCCCCAAUCCCACUUCGUUAAUCGCUAAGUGCCAGUUCAACCCAAGCGUAGCCGACAACAAAAUGAAGGUUUUCGUCUGCCUGAUUGCCUGUUUCACCCUGGCCCAAGCCGGAUUCAUUGGAGGUGGUGGUAGCAGUGGUUGGUCCUCCGGCGGAGGUGGUGGUGGCUGGUCCUCUGGCGGCGGUGGUGGUGGCUGGUCCUCCGGCGGUGCCCCGCCCACCAUCGUCAAGGUCAUCAGCGAGGAGGCUGGCCACGGCGGUGGCGGAUGGUCCGGCGGAUAUUCGGGCGGUCAUGGCCACGCUGCCGAGGAGCUGAAGAUCAUCAAGGUGAUCAGCGAGGGCGGCCACUCCCAUUCCCAUGGCCAUGAUCAUGGUCAUAGCCACGGCCACGGCUCCGAGGUGAAGAUCAUCAAGGUCAUCCAGGAGGAGGAUCACGGCCAUGGCCAUGGUCACGGAUACGAGUACUCCAGCGGAGGCCAUGGCCACGAUCACCACACCGAGGACGUCAAGAUCAUCAAGCUGAUCAGCUCGGGAAUCGCCGAUGGCGGCAACUCCGGCGGAUGGUCCUCCGGUGGCUGGUCAUCGGGUGCUCCCAGUGGAGGAUGGUCGUCCGGCGGUGGCUGGUCUUCCGGCGGUUCCGGCUGGAACUAAGCCCAUUCCAGUAGAUCCCAGCAGAUCCCCAGGCAAUCCAGUGCGUCGAUGUCAACUCUUUUGUUCCUGUUGUUCGAGUUGUGCGGCGAUAUUGGACUUUUUGAUGUUACGAAGUUAGGUUUAAGAUAGUGCACGCGUUUUGUGUGUGCGCUUAGAAACCCAUUAUUUUUUUUUGUUAAUUGUUUACAAAAUAUAUAGAGAAAAAACUACAAAUA